Dentiscutata erythropus is the source of this 4845-nucleotide messenger RNA. The record is from the annotation of a GenBank genome assembly. NCBI's taxonomy places the organism in Eukaryota, Fungi, Glomeromycota, Glomeromycetes, Diversisporales, Gigasporaceae.
AUGUCGACGAUCAAAGUAACUUCAUCACAGUCACCAAUUUCUCGAUCCUCUCGUAUAGGCAUAAUUGGGGCUGGUCCGGCGGGUAUUUCAAUUGCUCACUUUUUACGUAAAGAGGGCUACUCAAAUGUCACAUUACUGGAAUCCGCUCCCCAUAUAGCCGGGAAAAGUUCAACUUUUUAUUACAAUGAUCGUGGUUAUGAUGUUGGUGCUUUAAUGGUGGGUCACAAUUAUUCACUAGUCAAAUCUAUCGCGGCUGAACUUGAUUGUCCUCUCGAAAAAUUUUAUUGUGGUGCUUUGGACAUUGAUAAGAACAAUUUUAUGAUUGAAAAUGUUUGCCAUAUUGGAGUUAUUUCCGACUCUUUUUCAAAAAAUAUGUCUCAUUAUUUAGAGGAAAAAAAACUUUUUGAAAAAGUUACCUUGCCUGGUCAUGGCGAUCUAAGUGAAAGUCAUUUAUAUGCUCCCAUUUCUCAAUAUUUAAAAGAUCGAAAAUUGGAGUAUCUGAAAGAUGCUUGGGCUUUGGCAUAUACCUCUGCUGGAUAUGGUUAUAUUCAAGAUGAUAUACCGGCUGCAUACUUCUUAAAAUUUAUUCAAAAUUCGGAAAAUACUAUUUGGCGGUUCAAAAAUGGUUUCCAAGAUUUCUGGAUUAAAAUGUCUAAGGGUCUUAAUGUUAUGUGUGAUGCUGAAGUAAUAUCUAUUGAUCGUUCGCUCAAAAGCCGAAACCUUGGCCCGAUUCUAGUCACCGUUCGAAAUGCCAAAACAAAUUUCUCUCAGACACUCGCAUUCGAUCAGAUCAUAAUUGCCACUAAUCCUCGACAAACCGUUCAAUUUCUUGAUCCCUCACCUCUUGAAACACAACUUUUUUCUCAAAUAGUUACAUUUGAUUAUUAUACAAUAAUUGCAACUGUGGAAGGUUUAUCUACAAAAGUUGGAAUGACUACAAUUCCUAAACAUUGCAGCUCAAAAGAGUUUGUUGGACAUGUUACUGCAUAUUAUUGUGCCUACGAAGGUGUAGAUACUUAUUUAUUUUAUGCUUAUGGUAGCAAGGAGAUUGACCAAGCACAAGUUACUGAAAUCUUUAAAGAAGACCUAUUAAAGAUGGGCGGCAAGCUAAAAGAGAUUCAUUAUAAUCAACGUUGGGACUUCUUUCCGCACGUCUCAUCACUUAGCAUGGCUAGAGGUUUCUAUAGCAAAGUAGAGAACAUGCAAGGCCAAGAUGGAACUUACUAUGUUGGUGGCUGGCUUGACUUUGAACUUACAGAAAAUUGCAUUUCUUACAGUAAAGAUCUUGUUAAUCGUUUCUUUAAUCCUUCAAUGACCAAUUCACAAGAAAUUCUCCAUUUACCAAUCCGUUCAAAAUUUGAUGUCAAACCUGCUUCUACUGCAAAUUGGGGAACCGUGUUACGCCUCUCCGCGAAGCGAUUCCCUGAUAAGGUUGCGUUCAGUUGGGUUGAUGUUAACGUUCGAGAGGAGGCUAAAAUCACUUACUCUGAAUUAUAUCGUCAAGCUCGUGCUGUCGCGUAUUACCUUCGUCACACAGCCAAUCUUAAAAUUGGGGAUCCUAUUUUACUUUGUUAUGCACCUGGUUUAAAAUUCCUUCCAAUUCUUUUUGGAUGCAUGUUGGCUGGUGUAAUAGCCGUGCCUAUAGCUCCACCGAACCUUGCAACUGCCGAUAAAGAUAUAGCAAGGUUUAAAUAUCUUUCUAAAACCACCAACGCAAAAAUUGUAUUUAGUGACAAGAAUUAUAUGCUCUACACGAGACUCUAUGCGGCAAAAAGCUUUUUCGGAAUGGCUAAUAAAAUAGAUUGGCCAGAAGGAUUGGAAUGGGUUGAAGGGGAAAAGGUUACAAGUUCAAAGGAUCUUUUUGAUGAGAAAUUGAUUGAAGAAGUUGAUUGUGGAGACGUUGCAGUAAUUCAAUUUUCGUCCGGUAGUACUGGUGAUCCAAAAGGUGUUAUGCUCACCCAUAAGAAUUUACUUCAUAACGUGGACCUUAUGCAACAUGAGAUUGGUUUGAAUGAAGACUCUAUGAUCGCUUUUUGGGUACCUCAAUUUCACGAUCUUGGACUUAUUGGUGGAUUCCUCAAUACUGUUCGAGGAGCUUGUCAAUCAUGUGUUAUGUCACCUUUAACAUUCUUGCAAAAACCUGAAUCAACACGAAAAUGUGACGAAAAAUCAAUCGCUUCGCUAAAUCUAAGUUCUCUUCGGGGCGCAUUCAAUGGUGCAGAACCGGUUCGUUGGUCAACGCUUCGGUCAUUCGCUAAGAAGUUUGGUCCGGCUGGAUUUAAACUUUCAAUGUUUAAAUGCUUAUACGGUUUAGCCGAACAUUGUGCUUACUCGGUUGGCUUCCAAAAUCUUUAUGACGUUCCUACCGUACUUGAUAUUGAUCCGCAAGUUUUGCGACAAGGUCAUGUGAUUGUUAGGUCAAAGUCCGAACAUCCAAACAAUAUAGUUUCAACUGGCGUACCUAGUCCGAUAAUGCAGGUCGAAGUUAGAGUUGUGGAUCGGGAAACUAGACAAAUCUGUUCACCUUGCAUUGUAGGAGAAGUCUGGGUUUCUAGUCCAAGUGUUGGUAAAGGUUAUUAUGGAAAAGAAGAAAUAUCUGAAGACAUAUUUAGAGCAAAAUUGAAUAAUAGUGACCACGGCAAUUGGAUAACUGACAACGGAAGUUUCCUAAGAACAGGUGACCUUGGAUUCAUGUAUAAUGGAGAACUUUUCAUAACUGGACGAGAAAAAGAUGUUAUUAUAAUUAAUGGCAAGAAUCAUUAUCCACAAGAUAUUGAAGUUUCUGUUCAAGAAUGUCAUAAUGAAAUCAGACCGGGAUGUGUUGCAGCACUUCAUCAUUCUGAUACUGAAACUGGUACAGAUUCACUUAUAAUCCUCGUAGAAAUUCGCAAUCAAAAAGAUACUAGGUCGGAAUUCUUACAGCUUAUUAUUGACGAAAUUGCUCGAACUGUUCCUGGAAAACAUGGACUUUCACCUCAACGAAUCGUUAUUCUCAAGCAACAUAGCAUUCCAAAGACAACAAGUGGUAAACUUCAACGGUCAAAAGCAAAAGAUAUGUUAUUAUCUGGUCAUUUAGAUAAAAGGAUUUUACUAAGCGCGGGUGAGAUUGUUGUUGAACCGGAUUUUGAAGGACCGAGCUCGAAACGUUCGAGUCGUAUCGAGGAUCCAAAAAAGGUUAUGGAUGUUUCACAAAUCGAAAAAAAGAUUGCCGUUCAUGUUCAUCAAGUUUCCAAAUUGGCAUCGAAAUUACCGAUUAAUGAAAUUGAUAUGAAAGCUAAUCUUAUAACUGUUUAUGGUUUUGAUUCUCUUGGAGCCGUUCAACUAACUGCUUGUCUCAAAGACGAAUUUGGUCUAGAACUUGCACCUGCUCUUAUUGUAGAUCAUUAUACAAUUUCUGAUUUGGCAAUUUAUAUUCAUCAGCGACUAAAUGAAAAGGAAAAGGUUGUUUUGUGCGAGAAUGCAAAUGAAGUAAUGCCUCUUAAACAAAUUCAAAGUAAAAUUGCGGGUCAAGUUCAUGCCGUAUCUAAAGUUGCAGCAAAAACUCCAUUGGAUCAACUUAAUUUCAAUGCUAAUCUCAUUACCGAUUAUGGAUUUGAUUCGCUUGCUGCUGUGCAGUUAACUGCUUCAAUGAGUCAAAUUUUCGGUAUUGAGAUAGCUCCAACAUUAUUAUAUGACAUUCACACUAUUAAUGACCUGGCAAACCAUGUUCAUAAACAGCUUUCAGAAAAUAAACCGUCUGAGAAAAUAUCACAAUCACAAGAACAUUCAAACAAGGCUCCAAAGGAGGCACCGCGUUUGAUACCCUUGGCUCCACGUUCCAUAAUAAAUAAACAUAAUCCAACUCUUUACUGCGUUCACCCACUUUUAGGAAAUGUUGCUAGUUAUGUUCAUUUAUCUCGUCAUCUUGGAAUCACUCGUCCUGUAUACGGUAUUCAGGCUCCUAACGAUGUUGAAAGUGACAUUCCAUCAAUGGCCGAGAGAUACGUUAAGGCUAUUCAAGAUGAACAAUCAUCAGGCCCUUAUUUCCUAUGUGGAUAUUCUUAUGGUGGUCUUAUCGCAUGGGAAAUGGCUAGAAUAUUACAAAAAUCCGGAUCUAAAGUCGGAGGAUUAUAUCUUAUUGAUGCACCAUCACCACUAAUGAAUCGUGUUCGUCCACCACUUAGUGCAUACAAUGAACCACAUAAAAUCUGGGAGUCAGAUAUUGAACAACUCCUCACAGAUGUUGAUAGCCAAUGGAUGCAUCGUCAAGAAUUUAGUGAUCCAGCAGAAACCGAAGCUUUCAAAAGAAAAGUUGGUAUACUAAUAGCAUCAAUGUAUAGCCAUACAGCAGAUAUUACUACCAUGGACUCAAUUCAACCAUUCCCAAUUCAUUAUUGGAGAGCAAAAGACUUUGCUGGAAAAACGAGUAAUUUAUUACUUGAUCAUCCAUUAUUUAAUGAGCCGAAUUUCGGAUGGGAACGUUAUCAAGGCAACAUUACAAUUCACCGACCGAUUCCUGGAAAUCAUUAUACAAUUCUUCGAGAAGAAACAUCAGGAAGACUGGCGAAAGAAAUUGACACGCACAUGCCACAUAACAGUAAGAGAAGUAGCAUGGAUUUGAAACCGUUAAUGCUUGAAAACGUAGCAACUACACCACCGAGUAGAUCAAGUAGUGCGCCAACUUCUGCAGCAUCUCGAUCAUCAUCAACGUCAGCAUUCCCGUUAUUUAGAACCGGAAAUAAUGGCCCCAUGAGUAAAAAAGACGUUGCAAAAAUGGCCAUGAACAUACAAAUUCCCUUACCAGUUGUUCUAGUUGGAAUGCUUGUGUGUGCAUGGUUAUACUCUAAUGCCACAAUACUACUAUGA